CUGCUCGGUGUCGCCGAUCCACGGUCCAUAAGCAUCUGAUGAGGAUGAUAAUAGUCGGCUUUGGUCUUCCACGAGAGAUGUAAGAAACUCGUUCGUAUGCGACAUAAAUGGAUAUUGGCACAAGCUCUCAGUGUGAUCUGUGACCAAAUCAUUUGCGACAAUUCGGGCGCGUGCAAACGCAUCGUGGUUCGUAGAGCUCGUCUAUGGCAAGCUACCUCAGAAGUUUAAAGCCACAACUACUCUUUUACUGUUUCAGCCGCAAACUAAUAUCCGCGUGACCCCCUGGCUUCCGUCCUCGGCCGUACGCUGCGAUAUUUUGACCGGCAAACUUUUGCUGUGCAAGAGGGAAACGAGCCGGAAAAUUUUUCACAAUAGGUAACCAACAGAGUCUAGAUUUCCAGAGUUUCAUUUUUCAGCACUCUCAUAUUAAUUUAUCAAAUUUUGUCUGUCCUCUGCCGUUGCGUGUCUCGCGACAAAAAAAAUGGCACUCGCUCCGGGAUCAACAGCGUUCCUGAGUGCCAACGACCUCAGUCACGCGGGUGACAUCUUGGCGAAAGAAAACGGCGUAGCGCAUAGGCACGCCAGUGGCCUUUUUGUCAAUAGAGCCGAGUGCGGGGUCAGCAGCUUGCCCCGGGUGAUCCAGACGCACCAGGACGUGAAGUCGUUGUGCGCAACCGUGGCGAAUCUAGACAUGGCGAUUGCGAAUCUGAGCCAGGCGAUUGAUCCAAGUGCCGUAAGCUUGAAGCUCCAGGAAACUGCAGUGAACGUAGAAACGACGGCAUCAAAAGGAAAAAUCCCCCCUCCCCAUAUCAAAACGAAGUUUCUGAUGCUGGAUUUCCGUACCCAAAUGCGCGCUGUCUUGCAAUAAGGCAUCGCAGCCAGAUCCUCAGCCUAGGCACUGGCGCUUGGCUCUAGUUGUUUAGCAUUACAAACGGCGGCCCCCUAGGCCCAGCGGCAUGAUAAAUCGCUUCCAUAAUGGGGCGGAAGCUUCUGCCCUUGUCUUCUCGCAAGACAGACAGGAAUUGUGGUCACGAAUCUGCAUCACAAAUUAUCGGCAGCAUACCUUUUCGAUAUGGGGAGGGGGGAUUUUUCCUCUCAAUAGACGGCGCUCCGCAUCGGCGGGUUGGAAGCGGGGCUGGGGAGCGUGGCAGAGGCGGCCACGGCGGGGAACCAGUUGGUGGAGAAGCUCAACAAGCUCGUAUUGUGAGGAAAAACGUUUCCGCCCCAGAGUCAAGAUAGAAAUUUUGCAACACAAAGCUGAAAGUUUUGCGAGUCACGCAUGACAAGUUGCAGGUUGUAGUUUAAUGCAGUUUAGCAAGGGAAUCCGCAUAACACAUCCAUCUCCUCAUCCUGUUUACAGCAUUACAAGUUCCAGAACACGAUUGGAAUUGCCUCUCUUGGGAAUGCGCAUCGCAAAUGCUCCUGUGCUUGCUAAUGUGCAUGACAACUUUGGUGUGGGGACGUUUUGAAAAAGGAUAGCUCGAGGCGAAGAUGGACGCGAAGAUGGAUGCAAUCUAUCAAAUGUAAAAAUGUCUGGGUCUGGAAGAUUGCCAGGCUUGUCAUGCACAUUUUGCAUGACUCCUGAUGUCUGUGAUGCAUGCCCUAGCGUCACAGAUUUUGUGAGGGCUUCCUGAUGCCUAUACCGCUACCGCAUGACAAAUGCUCUUUCCGUGUAGCAAAACUUGGACUCUCUUUGCUGCUCAUGCAAUACAGAUUUAUUUUAGAAGCCAAAAUCAGCAUGACUAGUUGGAUUCUUCCAGACCCAGGCAUUUUUACAGUUGACACAAUCCAGGCGGAACUGAAAGAAACGAAGGCACGGGUGGCACAAGUAGACAAAGAAAUGUGCCGCUGCGUCAUUAUGUAACGGGAACGAAUUCGCUAGUACAACUGUGUGUUUGCUAGAAAAGCUAAAGCUGCAGAGGCAACUAUAUUGCGCGUGCACGAGUACGCUAACAAAUGAAUGAGUUACAGUUUCAGAAGUAAUUUUAGCCUCAAUAGCGAAAAGUGAAAUUUGAAUUUCUAACAUGUAAUUGCAGCAG
Molecule: messenger RNA, 2039 nt
Organism: Amoebophrya sp. A120
Lineage: Eukaryota; Dinophyceae; Syndiniales; Amoebophryaceae
Source: the annotation of a GenBank genome assembly